This is a messenger RNA of Rhinopithecus roxellana (golden snub-nosed monkey), 1975 nucleotides long. It is a transcript of the gene ARPC1B, whose product is annotated as actin related protein 2/3 complex subunit 1B. Gene Ontology annotation, biological process: Arp2/3 complex-mediated actin nucleation. Gene Ontology annotation, molecular function: actin filament binding. Gene Ontology annotation, cellular component: Arp2/3 protein complex; actin cytoskeleton. The record is from RefSeq and is a predicted model, not a curated record. NCBI's taxonomy places the organism in Eukaryota, Metazoa, Chordata, Mammalia, Primates, Cercopithecidae. The transcript is spliced from 10 exons. The coding region runs from base 534 to 1592 and encodes 352 amino acids.
UGGCGCCCCGCGGGUAUCAGCGUGAAGGGGGCUCCUCGCCGGCUGGGGACUGGGCUGCAGGGCUCGCCAGCCGCUCACCUGCGUGGGAGCGCAGAGGCCGCAGUACCCGCAGUCCGGGCUCAGAGGACGCGACUCCCCGACCCUGCGCCCAACAGCCCCCGGUGGCCGUGCGCCCGGCCCAGGCUCGGAGGUCCAGCCCAGCGGCAGCUUAGGCUGCGCGCCUGGCUCCCAGCCUCAGUUUCCCCAUUGGUAAAGAGUUGACGGGUGGUUGCGGACGGCUUCUACGGACAGAGCUUUGGGCUCCGACGUCUGCGCGGGUCCCGGCAGCACCCCCACCCCGAAGGGAGGGCGGGACCUGGAUCUCGCGACCGCUGCCCCAGGUCCCCGCCCCCGGGCCCUACGGGGCUGAGGUCGGGAGGCCCCGCCCCCCGCCCACGAGGAAGUGGCUGCGGCUCCGGCGCGGAGCCCAGAGCUGGUUCGGCGCGUCGACUGCCCAGAGUCCGCGGCCGGGGCGCGGGAGGAGCUAAGCCGCCAUGGCCUACCACAGCUUCCUGGUGGAGCCCAUCAGCUGCCACGCCUGGAACAAGGAUCGCAGCCAGAUCGCCAUCUGCCCCAACAACCAUGAGGUGCACAUCUAUGAAAAGAGCGGUGCCAAAUGGACCAAGGUGCACGAGCUGAAGGAGCACAACGGGCAGGUGACAGGCAUCGACUGGGCCCCGGAGAGUAACCGUAUUGUGACCUGCGGCACAGACCGCAACGCCUACGUGUGGACGCUGAAGGGCCGCACGUGGAAGCCCACGCUGGUCAUCCUGCGGAUCAACCGGGCCGCCCGCUGCGUGCGCUGGGCCCCCAACGAGAACAAGUUUGCUGUGGGCAGCGGCUCCCGUGUCAUCUCCAUCUGUUAUUUCGAGCAGGAGAAUGACUGGUGGGUUUGCAAGCACAUCAAGAAGCCCAUCCGCUCCACCGUCCUCAGCCUAGACUGGCACCCCAACAACGUGCUGCUGGCUGCUGGCUCCUGUGACUUCAAGUGCCGGAUCUUUUCAGCCUACAUCAAGGAGGUGGAGGAACGGCCGGCACCCACCCCAUGGGGUUCCAAGAUGCCCUUUGGGGAGCUGAUGUUCGAAUCCAGCAGUAGCUGUGGCUGGGUACAUGGCGUCUGCUUCUCAGCCAGUGGGAACCGCGUGGCCUGGGUGAGCCACGACAGCACCGUGUGCCUGGCUGAUGCUGACAAGAAGAUGGCCGUGGCGACUCUGGCCUCUGAAACGCUACCACUGCUGGCGCUGACCUUCAUCACAGACAACAGCCUGGUGGCAGCGGGCCACGACUGCUUCCCGGUGCUGUUCACCUAUGACGCCGCUGCGGGGAUGCUGAGCUUUGGCGGACGGCUGGACGUUCCCAAGCAGAGCUCGCAGCGUGGCUUGACGGCCCGCGAGCGCUUCCAGAACCUCGACAAGAAGGCGAGCUCGGAGGGCGGCACGACUGCGGGCGCGGGCCUGGACUCGCUGCACAAGAACAGCGUCAGAUCUCAGUGCUCAGUGGGGGCAAGGCCAAGUGCUCGCAGUUCUGCACCACUGGCAUGGACGGCGGCAUGAGUAUCUGGGAUGUUAAGAGCUUGGAGUCAGCCUUGAAGGACCUCAAGAUCAAAUGACCUGUGAGAAAUAUGUUACCUUCAUCCUAGCUGCUGGGGAAGCAGGGAGAGGAGUCUGGGUGGCUAAUGGUUGCUUUGCUGAAUGUUUCUGGGGUACCAAUGUGAGUCCCCAUAGGGGCUGCUCCCUCAAAGAGGGGACAGAUGGGGAGCUUUUCUUACCUAUUCAAGAAAUAUGUGCCUUUUUCUUAAAGAAAUGCUUUCAUUUAUUGAAGGAAAAAAAAAUGCCCCCAAAGCACUAUGCUGGUCACGAACUGCUUCAAAAUGUGGAGGUAAUAAAAUGCAACUGUGUAAAAAAAAAAAAAAAAAAAAGCAAUUGUGGACACGCUU